GCUGGUCCGGGUACCGCCGCCUCCGACCAAAAAGAAAACGCAAGCGGACGACAUGUUUUUCGUGACCGUGAAGGAGAUGGAUAUGUUCUGUUGGCAGUAUCUGCCGACAUGACCGAUGUCGAGAAACUGUCGAUCCUCGACAAUAUUCUCGCACUAAGGGGAGUGUUCGUGCAAUUGGCAAGCGAACAUCUUAAACGUCAACAUAAACCUGGAAUUAAAGACAUGGUCGCGAUGAGGAAUGGGGACCGCGUGAUGCUCCGGAUGUUUCACUACAUCUUGUUCCUUGAAACGGAGGAGGCCGAAGGUGUUUGGCGGUACGGGAGCCUUUUUUUCCGGACCGAGGGGCGGCUUUUGGAGGAGUUCGGGCCGCAGGGCCUCACUCGACGAGUGUGGGCAGAACUGCGAAAGCAUUUCCAGGGCGCGGUGGAGUACGUGAACACUUGCAAACGUACUCUUCUGCACGAGAAGGAGUCCCUUGACGACGCGAAGAGAUUGUACGAGAAUGACAGGUUCCGUAAAUCUUUCGAAAAGUCUGUCCGUUCCAUCUUACGAUGGACGGAAGAAGUUCGAGACACGAUCAAGGUCAGCGGGGAUGUGAGGCACAUCAAAUGGCCCAACCUCAACCGGGUGACCAGCCUUAUUCCUUUCGCUUUCCCUCCUUCCCAAGCUCACAGUCAUAUCACUGAGAUUCGUGAGAUUGUGCGACAUUACGUGUGCAACCUGUACGUCCUCGAUUUGUGUGAUCCCACACUCCUCUCAGACUGGCGAGAAGACGAUUUCGCCAACUUGCAAGGCGUUCUCCAAACACUGUCGCCAACGCACUGGGCACUUGUAGUUUUUUUCCCAUCUCGACGGGAGCUCAGUUUCUUGAAAGGCAUGGUCAGGCAUAACGUCCAUCACGUCAGGACAGGAAAGUGGGUGCGCCAUGCACAAAAGCAGGCUACUGUCUGGGAAGGCAAUAUACCGAUUGAGGAGUGUGACCGCCUGUACGUGAUUUUCAAUGGCGAGAACCUGGCAGACAACACAGUGGCAGUCUACCCGGCCAGUAGCCCGACAAAGGCCUCCCGUACUCAUGGUCUAAGUCCGGCCAAACACGCGCUGGCAGCCCGCUCGAAAGCUGUUUGUUCGUCGGACCCAUCAGGACAGGUUGUGGCGUGUUUCGACGUGGCAGAAGAGGAAAGGUUCUCUCGUAGCAUGUGGGAGGACGGCGGCGUGACAAGUGUUCGUGGAGCUGCUUACGGGGAGAUGGAGCGGAACCCGUCGCAUCUACUUGGUCUACUCGAAAACUUUUGCAAAGCUGGGCAAACUGUUUUUUUCUUUGGGGAGGGGCAUGCGUCUGUCGUGUGGGAGCUCCUGCGCACCGGUCGGAACGUCGUCGCAUUGGAGAACGAGGCGAAGACGAUCGAUUACCUUCGCGAGUUCAUGAAGACACGCGUGGCAGACACUCGCAAUGAUUGCGAGUUUGUCCAGACCACCGGCAAACGAAACGGGGAUCCCAAACGUGACAUGUAUUGGAAAUUGCCGGGGAACAAAAGGACGGAGGUUUGGGACUUCCUUUUCCAACCCAAACCACCAUCUCAGACCGACCUCGAAUGCAGUCGACGGAAAAACCUGGUGUUCGGUGUGCUGAAUGGGUGCCACGAUGCACCCAGGGAGUAUGUCUCGCAUUUACUGAGAAGGCUGGAGCACGUUUACUUCAUGCUGGCUGAACCACUCACCCUCGAAAACUACAAGGCACAGUUUGACGAGGAGGACCCUUUCGACGCUGAAGACAUGGAGGAGUUGAGCGACCCUGAAACCUUCGAUUUCGAGUCCAUGCCACUUCCUCGGGUGGUUGGACAGGUUGGUGAUGAAGGGGAAGGUGGUCCUCGGAGAUACAGCACGUCCCCUUCCGGUUUGAAGCGUGUGUUUCUUCGCGAACCAGUCGACGACCAAUCGUCUGAUGACGGGGAGGAAGAGAGAGACUAUGAUCACGAACCUUGUGACAAGCUCCCUGUGGACCAUGACACCUGGCAGAAUGACAGACUCUACUUCUUCGGCAAGCAUCACCGGUUCACGUCGGAGGAUGUCUGGGGACACAACGUCGUCUGGCACCCGAGGAUAUUCCAACCUGCUGUGAAGAAUGGAAUAUGGGUCAUGGCAAUUAAGGAGGCCAAUGGCAAGUGGAGUGGAAUGAAGAGACUCGGAGCUGGUGCAUUAAAGAGAACGGCGAGACAUGCUCUGGUGGAGAAUUUAAGUCUUAUGAACCCCGAAAAGAGCGAUCCGGACGUCACUGCGUAUGCAAAACAAAAGCUAAAGGCACCAUCUCGUGGUAUUGACUGGCGCAUGCCGCAACCUCCAUCGGGCGGUCAGCAUCUGGGAGAGGGUGGAGGAGGAGAGGAAGGAGACGGCGGAGGUGGCGGAGGAGACGGCUCACAGUUUGCCGGAAAGGGGACGGGCGAGACAUCGUCGGGAGAGAAGGCGUCCGGCGAAAAGGGGUCAGGCGGAAAGGACUUGGGCGGAAAGGGGUCGGGCGGGAAGGGGUCGGGCGAGAAGGGGUCGGGCGGGAAGGGGUCGGGCGGGAAGGGGUCGGGCGGAAAGCGUAGAACGUCCCCAUUGGACACAGGGUUCCCCUGCUCACCUCCAUUCCCAUAUGUUGAGACUCGAGACUGGCGGUCUCGCGACGUGCUAGAGGGGCCCGUUGCUGGAGUGUUGGAGACCGGGGGUGGCGAGUACGAGGAGGAGACGAGGGAGGGUGUGCCAGUCGACGUUGGCAGCAAGAGUGCAGCGGCUCCUGAGGAAGAGGAGCGCUCUCCGGGAACGCGUGCUGUACAGCGGGAAGAGGAAACUCAACGCUGGCAGUCUCGCGAAGUGUUGGAGACCGGGGGUAGCGAGUGUGAACGUCAUGCUUCGGAGAGUGCGUCCGUGGACACUAACAGCGAGAGUGCAGCAGCUCCGGGGGAAACGCAUGCUCUGCAGCGGGAAGAGGAGAUUCAACCCUGGCCGGCUCGUGAAGUCGUGAAGGGGCUCGACGCAGGAGUGGUGGUGAUCGGGACGUCCAAAGAUGUUCUGCACAAUCGUUCGGUUGUGCCCACGACGCGAGAGGGUGUCGUUAAGGGAGGUCAGUGGACGUUCGUGCAAGCUGUUCUUGGCGAUGAUGAAGGCGAAGAAGAACCCAUGGUGGAAGCUCGGGUUCAUAGCGAUGAGAAAGGCGGAGAACCCAUGGUGGAAGGCAGUGAGGUGACGGUGGGCAUCCUGACGGAUCCACAACAGAAAGAUGAUGAUUCUUCGCCCACCCGUUGCGGUGAAGAACAGGGUGGUCGAGCGUUUGUCCUCAGCACCGCUCGGGGAAUGGUGCUUUAUGAAGCCAUAGAGUUGGGUGACGACUCGGCUGCCACCGAGCUGGUUAGCGACUCAAGCAUGGCCGAGACGCAGAACGUCGAAUCCUCCGUGGAAGGCGGUGAGGUGGCCGUCAGCAUCAAGAUGGAUCGAGAGCGGAAAGAUCAGUAUUCUCCGUCCACCCGUUGCGGUGCAGAACAGGGUGAUCGGGCGUCUGUCCUCAGUACCGGUCGGGAAAUGGUGCUUCAUGAAGCCAUCGACUUGCCUAGCGACUCAGCUGCCACUGAGCUAGUUUGGGACACCGUCGUGACCGAGGCGCAGAACGUCUAUUUGUCUGUGGACGUUGGCGCAGUGGCGCGACAGGAGGGCGAGUUCCCUCGAAGGGCUCCCGAGCACGUUGAGGCUACAUCAUGUUUUCGCGUUCCCUUGCCUACUGAGGAACUUAGUGGUACGGACUUGAGAAUGUCGCAAGGAGAUUUCAACAACGGCCAUGAGGUGGUUUCCUCGGUUCGCAAAGGAGCCAGUUCAGUUCCGUUGAGCAGAAAAAGUCUUCAAACUCUUGUUCAGGGGGAAUGGUUUUUCGACGAGGUGGUGGAGUCGUACUUGGCCUUGCUUGCCAACGCUGCGUGGCCUGGGAGUCCCUCUCUUUACAUUUUCAAUCUCUUUUUCUAUAACAAGCUCGUCGGUGGCGGCUAUCGACAUGAUAGGGUUGCAAGAUGGACAAAAGAUGUGGAUAUUUUCUCGUACGAGAUGGUCUUGAUUCCUGUCCAUAAACAUGGAGUGCAUUGGACCCUAUUAUGUCUCCGAGAACAAGGGUUGGAGUACUACGACUCCCUCCUACAAGACGAUGGCGGUUUUUCUUCCGAUUAGGAACUUCACGCAAUAUCUCUGUGACGAAGCAGUUUGUCAUUAUGGUUAAAAAAUGAAAGUGGAUCUCCGGA
This is a messenger RNA of Chara braunii, 4259 nucleotides long. NCBI's taxonomy places the organism in Eukaryota, Viridiplantae, Streptophyta, Charophyceae, Charales, Characeae. The record is from the annotation of a GenBank genome assembly.